This is a messenger RNA of Aspergillus japonicus CBS 114.51, 2439 nucleotides long. RefSeq lists its product as uncharacterized. Lineage: Eukaryota; Fungi; Ascomycota; Eurotiomycetes; Eurotiales; Aspergillaceae. The record is from RefSeq and is a predicted model, not a curated record. The transcript has 3 exons. Gene Ontology annotation, biological process: chromatin remodeling. Bases 141 to 2207 code for a protein of 688 amino acids.
CAGUAUACGGUGCUGGGUGAUCGCUGACAGGCUGUCUUGCUUCUCAAUCUUCUGUGUCUAAACUGUCAAUCACUCCCUCUUAUCAUUUUGCGACAGACUUAGUGCUUGCGAUCCUCCGCCAUUGAGGCUUCUCAGUCAAGAUGGACGACCCGGCGACCCGUGUUCCCGCGCAGCUGCUGCCGCAUAUGCAUCUGGUGUCGCGGCAACGCUACCCUUUGAUGCAUAUGAUGCCUACAGACACUGUUGUCGAAUACCUGCUCGGCGCAGCCAAGGUUGUGCGCGAACAGCAACCGAUGCACUGGACCUUCCUCGAUGCGCCUCAAGAUGGGUCGGUUAUGCUUACAUGGCAGCCCCUCAACCAACUCGGAACCAAUUUCGCUAGUGAUGGAUAUGUUUGGGCCGAUGUCGAACAGGCGUUCACCUUUGAUGCUCGCGGCUACACAGUAGAGAUGUGGCUACACCGUAGCGGAUAUCACCCUCCGAACGAAUCCGUGGCAAUCCACUGCCGUCGCCGGUAUCGUCUGCUACCACCGAAGGUUCCCAACCCCAACCUGCCCAACCCCGAUCCCGCCUUGUGGAUCGUCCACUACACGAGAGCGCCUCCUCAAGACCAUAUCCCUGCGAGCCGGAUUCCCGUCAUACCUCAAGUGCAGAACAUGCUAGCUCAGCGGCGCUUCUUGCAGAGCCAAGGCCAGCUUGCCCGCAAGGACUUCAUGCUGCACGAUCGGAACAACUGGCCCGCCAUCAACUUCCCCCCACACAUGGCGCCUCAGGGCUUUCCGCAGAUGCCCGGAGCUUACCCGAGUGCCAUGGUCGGACGUCAACCCUUCUACCCUCCUCCCGGACCAGGCGUGCCACCUCCCGCCGCUGCCCCGCCGGCCAAGGCCGCCCGCGGGCAUCGCGCUUCCUCCACCGCGGUGAACGCUGCCACCACGGAUUUUGCCCUGGAGGACGAAGAUGUCUCAACCGGGGAUACCAUGGAUCUCCUCACACCUCGCGAGAUCAGUAAAGUGCGCUACACGCAACAUCAUGAGUGGAUGGAGGAGAUAUUCGCUUCGCCAUAUGCCAUCAGUCAAAUCACACCCGUCUCUCUGGGCCUGGGCCGGAAAGGUGCACUCGAAUCAUUGACGGCCGGCUUUUUCGACGCACCAGUAGGACCUGCAAACGGGGAAUCAAAAGACGCCACCGCCCCCUCGCAGGCGGAGAAGUUGGAACCCGCCAAGGCCGAGGAGUUCGCUGAUCGGGUUGCUAAGAAGGUCGCUGAUAUGACUGCUGAGAUCGAGAAGCUAAAGAAGCGUCACGCACGUCGAAUGGAGAAGUUCAACCGCACCUCUCUACUCAAGGACGCAGAACUCCGACUCCGGGAAGCCGCAGCGGAUCCCGCAGAGACAGGCUCGGAGCCAUGGAGAUUGGAAGGUCGCCUGGUGCUUCCCUCGGAAGAAGAUGACUCGCAGGCGGCUCACGUUGAGAACCCGGCCAAGUACAAAGUGGACGAUAUUGUGCGGGAUGUGGAGAAGGUGUGGCAGAGGCAGAUUGUACCGGAGCCUCGAGUCUCUUGUGUGCAGAAAGGUGGUCUGCUCGAGAAAAUCGAACCAGAGCAGAAGCCUGAGUCUCAACCUGAGGGUGACAUUGACAUGGAGAAUGCCGACAGCCACUUCUUGGAUCAGCUGGGCUCACCGGGAACCGCCGCAGGCGAGUCAACAAUCCAGGAUGCCGGCCAGACUGGGCCAGCACAUGUUCCUAACCCGGCCGGCGCAGCUGGAGCGGGUGGGGCAGUCCCACAACAGCCUCGACCGGCAGCGCACGUCCCUCAGCAGGGCCCGUCUGCCUCUUUGGAUAUCGAAAUGGAUAUGGGCGACCAGCAACCUGCGAGUGCCGCCGGGGAGACUGGAGACUGGGUGAUGGUCAACGAAGAGAAGAAGGACCAGCCUGUACCUGGCGAUAGCUCUUUACCUGGUGUCGAUACCCCGGGCAGCGGCCUCCAAGGAUUGACCCCCGGCAACGCAGGCAGUACCGGGGACAAUGGUCUGGAUGGUGCCAACUUUGACUUCACCAACAUGGACAGCGCUGGCGACGCACUCGCCGCAUACACCGAGCAGAAUGAUGGCCUUGACCUUCCCGACCUGGAGAACUCGGCCUUCGGAGACGCUUUCCAUGCGUCGGAUAAUGAAAAUACCCACCAUCACGAUGCUGACGACAUGUCGUAAGAGAGACGGCUGCCGACGUGGGUGUUUCGGGAUAGUUCUAGAUGUCUUGUAAUGAUUCGGUGCGGUGUUGAUGGUAUGAUAUUCAACCACUUGGUUUGGCGCUAAAUUUGUUUCUUUCGGUCGUCUUCCGGCCUUCGCAGCGCUGUCCGGUAUAGGUCGAGGUGGAGACCAGUGUAGAGAUAGGAGUAAGCCAUCUUGCUAUUUUCUCCUGGAUUCGAAUCAAUCAGGUGAC